GCCCGGCCUGCGCCGUAUAUAGCACGAGGCGCCCCCGCCAUCUCCGUCUUCCUCCUGCUCGUCUCCUCGGCACUCUUACGAUUCUGCCAACUCCAAACCAUCUCGGCAUUCUGCCUGUUCUGUCUGCUCUGUCUGCUCUUGUGUGCACGAUGGCUUCCCUUGCUCCUCAGUUCCCCAGCGAAAUGCCCGAUGACUCUGCCAUGGUGCUCGACAUCAUCACCAUCGAGGAUGUCUGUGCUCGCGAGGACCUGCUAUUGGCCCCCUGCGACGACGACGACGAGGACGACCUCGAGGCUGCUUUGGGGGUGGUCGUCCCAGACUCGCCCAUGUGCUGUGCUGAAUCGGAGGGCCCAGAAUCGCCGUCCAUACCCAUUUCACCCACCGAGGCCUGCUCGGUCGUCAUCAGCGGCCGGUUCACGCUCCUGAUAGAGCCCCUGCGCGGGAACGAGCUCGACCACCACGACCGCGAACCCCUGGACUGCUCCGACGACGACGACUCAACGCGGAUAUGCUCUGACGACAACGCCCGUCCCCUGGACUCACCCGAUAUCGCAGACCCAGCCGCCGCUGUGCUGGUCGACGACGCCACCAGGUUCGUCGUGGAGCACUCGAUACUCAAGCUCACCGAAGUCGAGAGACCGCUGCAACACCGGACCACCGUCCGCCAGUUCCUGACAACCAUGCCCAGCAACUCGUUUCUCUACCGGCAGCCGCAGAUGCAGGCCUACCGCUACUAUACGCCGCCGUCACCGCGGACCCUAGCCGGUACUCUGGUCGAGUGUCGAGCCCGAGGCAUGCUGUGCCCGCCGCGAAAGCCCGUAUCCAAGGCAUCGACCCUGCGAGCCGUGCUGCCGGCCACCAACCUGACCCUGGACUCGCGGUCAGAGCUGUCUCUUGGCAGCCAGUUCCUGGCGGCGACGCUCUCCGUGGCCACGUCCAGCAAGCGCAAGGCCAUCAACUUCCAUCUGCCCCGUUUGCCAACCCGCUCCGAGAUAUGCCAGCGGAUCCAUGUCAAUGCCCAUUUCUGAGGCCAAUCUGCAGACUCGCUGCUCAGAUAGAACCAUGGGAGAUGGGUGGGGCCGGGGCGUCGCUUGAACCGACUCUGCACACCAUUCGCGCGGCCCUCUCUCCCCUCUCCCAGAUACCCUUGAAUAGCGACCAAAGUUGAGCAACCUUGCUUGUGCCAACAGCGGCCCUUCCCUUCCUUUCGAUGCUGAGACUGUUUGUACAUAGGUAUUUAUGGAUAUCCAAGAGAAGCACGGAUAUCCAGCAUCCAAUAUAUGGAAUCUGUUGUCCAUCA
Molecule: messenger RNA, 1300 nt
Organism: Polychytrium aggregatum
Lineage: Eukaryota; Fungi; Chytridiomycota; Chytridiomycetes; Polychytriales
Exons: 1
Coding region: 150-1028 (292 amino acids)
Source: RefSeq, a predicted model, not a curated record